Molecule: messenger RNA, 216 nt
Organism: Pochonia chlamydosporia 170
Lineage: Eukaryota; Fungi; Ascomycota; Sordariomycetes; Hypocreales; Clavicipitaceae
Exons: 1
Coding region: 1-216 (71 amino acids)
Source: RefSeq, a predicted model, not a curated record
AUGGCUACGGUCGCUUUUACAACCUUGGAUUUGUUGAAACUGAUUCUAUCUGCCCUUUCGUAUGAUGAAUUAAGUAUAAGACCCAGCUCCCUUAGUUUUGUGGCAACUCGAGUAAACGGAUCUCUGCGACACAAGUUCUUGAUGUGUCGUAGAUUGCCAAGUCAUCUCGCUAAAUUCUGCAACGUAACGAUACAUGUAUUAACCAGUAGUUGUUGA